Messenger RNA from Carcharodon carcharias (great white shark), 3139 nucleotides. It is a transcript of the gene ralbp1, whose product is annotated as ralA binding protein 1. The record is from RefSeq and is a predicted model, not a curated record. Gene Ontology annotation, molecular function: GTPase activator activity; small GTPase binding. Lineage: Eukaryota; Metazoa; Chordata; Chondrichthyes; Lamniformes; Lamnidae. The coding region runs from base 180 to 2159 and encodes 659 amino acids. Gene Ontology annotation, cellular component: membrane. The transcript is spliced from 10 exons. Gene Ontology annotation, biological process: endocytosis; positive regulation of GTPase activity; small GTPase-mediated signal transduction.
CCUCGGCGCCUGCGCACUGCUGCCGAGCCAGUGAAGCGCCCCCCCUCCCCCACCUGCUGCAGGGCCGCGGGCGGCGGCGGCUCGCGAUGUGGGGACGGAUCAUCACUGUCAGAGUCGGGCUGCUGUGAGAUCAGGUGUUAUGGACAGGUAAUGAAAGAGAACCAUUUCCAGGAGCAACAAUGACUGAGUGCUUCCUGCCACCAACGAGCAGUCCUAGUGAACACCGCAGGGCUGAACAUGGCAGUAGCCUGGCUCGUACACCAAGCUCCGAAGAGAUUAGCCCUACAAAAUUCCCAGGACUGUAUCGUACUGGUGAGCCUUCACCUCCUCACGAAGGCUUGCAUGAGUCUGUUGACAUAGUGUCUGAUGAUGAAAAGGAACAUGCAAAGAAAAAAGGCAAAUUUAAAAAGAAAGAAAAGAGAACUGAGGGGUAUGCGGCCUUCCAAGAGGACAGCUCAGGUGAUGAAGCAGAGAGCCCAUCAAAGAUGAAAAGGCCAAAGGGUAUCCAUGUCUUCAAAAAGCCUAGUUUCUCCAAGAAGAAGGAAAAAGACUUCAAGGUCAAAGAGAAGCCAAAGGAGGAAAAGCACAAGGAGGAAAAACAUAAAGAGGAAAAACACAAGGAGAAGAAAUCCAAAGAUAUAACAGCAGCAGAUGUUGUUAAACAGUGGAAAGAAAAAAAGAAAAAGAAAAAGCCUGCUCCUGACCCAGAAGCAGUUCCAGUCGAUACUACUCCUUCUCUCAGGCCUGUCUUUGGUGUUCCCUUGGCUGAAGCUGCUGAGAGGACUAUGUUAUAUGAUGGGAUCCAGCUACCAGCCGUUUUUCGAGAGUGUAUUGACUACAUUGAGAAUUAUGGCAUGAAGAGUGAGGGCAUUUAUAGGGUAUCAGGUACCAAAUCAAAAAUUGAUGAAUUGAAAGCUGUGUAUGAUCGUGAAGAGUCUCCAAAUCUGGAGGAUUAUGAUGCAAAUACAGUGGCCAGCCUAUUGAAACAAUACCUCCGUGAGCUGCCUGAAAAUGUUCUUACCAAGGAACUCCUAAUGCGGUUUGAGGAUGCGUGUGGAAAAGGCACAGAUGGUGAAAAAGUCCAGGAAUGCCGACGUCUACUAAAGGAACUGCCUGUAUCGAAUUACCUCCUCUUUUCUUGGCUUAUUAUCCAUAUGGACCAUAUCAUAGAAAAAGAAAGCGAAACAAAAAUGAAUAUCCAGAAUAUUUCUAUUGUUCUUAGCCCUACUGUUCAGAUCAGCAAUCGUGUGCUAUACCUAUUUUUCACCCAUGUUAAAGAGCUGUUUGGGGAAAUAGAGUUGAAGCCAGUCGUCAAACCACUUCGCUGGUCUAAUGUGGCAACAAUGCCAGCCUUGCCUGAGACACAAGAGAGCAUUAAGGAAGAAAUUCGGCGACAGGAAUUUCUGUUGAAUUGCUUGCACAGAGACCUGCAAGCUGGCAUAAAGGACUUAUCCAAAGAAGAGAGAUUGUGGGAGGUGCAGCGAAUAUUAACAGCUCUAAAGCGUAAACUACGUGAAGCAAAAAGGCAGGAAUGUGAAACUAAGAUUGCCCAGGAAAUUGCUAGCCUUUCUAAGGAGGAUGUUUCUAAAGAAGAAAUGAAUGAAAAUGAAGAAGAAGUUAUCAAUAUUCUACUCGCUCAGGAGAAUGAAAUCCUGACCGAGCAGGAGGAACUGGUGGCCAUGGAGCAGUUUUUACGGCGACAGAUUGCAUCUGAAAAAGAAGAAAUUGAACGCCUUCGAGCCGAGAUUGCAGAAAUACAGAGUCGACAGCAACAGCAUGGACGGAGUGAAACUGAGGAAUAUUCCUCUGAGAGUGAGAGCGAGAGUGAGGAUGAGGAAGAACUGCAGCUCAUCCUGGAAGAUCUUCAGCGUCAAAAUGAAGAGUUGGAGGUGAAGAACAACCACCUGAAUCAAGCAAUCCAUGAUGAACGAGAGGCCAUCAUUGAGCUGCGAGUGCAGCUUCGACUGUUACAGAUGCAAAGACUGAAACGAGAGAAACUGACUCAGGAAGAUGCAGAGGAACCUGGAGAGAAUGCCACUAGUGCUCAGCAGCACAGGGACGUUGUGAGCGAUACAAGAAUUGCGCAGGAGCAGCCCAAAUCUGUGAAGGAAACAUUGAAACCCUCUCCAAGCAAAGAUCGUAAGGAGACCUCGAUUUGAAGAGCUCUGCACGAUUUGUCACAUUGCAGCUGCACUUAACAAAACUCUGACCAGAAAGCUGUACAAGUGGUGAACUGUAACAACAAUUGUUAUGUUCCUUUCCUACAGUUCAUUUUUGGUGAAUGAAAGUUACAAUAUCCCAAGUAUAAAGUUAAAAGCCAUGAGGUGAAAUGGUGUUGGUAAGCACAUAGAAGGCAAAUCUUUUGAGUUUUUUUUAAUGGAGAUAGAGGUUUUUGUUUUGUUACAAAGAACUGUGAAAAGUGUCCAGGCCACUUUUUGUUUUGUAAUUAUGCAUGUGGAAAGUACUUUAUUUUAAAUUGAAUUUUCCCUAUUAAAAGAAAUCUAUAUUUCUAGCUGAGGAUCAGUCAGUGCCAGGAAUGAUCAGGAUAGAGGCCUUUAAGUAAACAUUAAUAAUAAAUACAGAUGAGUGAUUUAACUGAAUUGUCAUCCAGUGAGCAAAGUUGAUAAAUGUUACAUGCUGUCAGUAACCUGUCUUUAUUUUAUAUCUUAGUAUUUAUCAUUCAUUAAAAUGGUUGGAGGAUAUUUGCAUAGAUCUCACAGUAAUACUGACCUGAUUGUGUCCUGGACUUCUGAUAACUCCUGCUUUUGUACAGUUGUUUGCACUGAUCCAUAAUUUAAAAUAAAAAUAACAAAAUGCCCGUAAGUGCACAUACAUGUGUUGAGAACAUUCCAGAGUGACUCAAGGCUGUUGUGAAGCAUCUUUCAGCUCUGGAUUGCUGAGUUUGUUUUAAUAAUGCAAAUAAUCUCAGCUCAAUCAUUCAAGUGCCAUUACUUUGAAAAUUGUUGCCACUAAUGACCAAGAGACUGCCUGGUGCAAAUGUCAUGACAGGUUACCCUUUCAUUAUCACUUAACUAGUCAUAGUCUAUGUGCUAUUAAAACUCUGAGAAUCUGCCUUCAAAAAGUAGAUUCUGUGUGUAAUCAAUUCAUUACCUGCUGAAUAAAAUACCUUUUUACUUAA